Cylas formicarius (sweet potato weevil) is the source of this 905-nucleotide messenger RNA. RefSeq names its product venom serine carboxypeptidase-like. Gene Ontology annotation, molecular function: serine-type carboxypeptidase activity. The transcript is spliced from 3 exons. The record is from RefSeq and is a predicted model, not a curated record. NCBI's taxonomy places the organism in Eukaryota, Metazoa, Arthropoda, Insecta, Coleoptera, Brentidae. The coding region runs from base 165 to 905 and encodes 246 amino acids. Gene Ontology annotation, biological process: proteolysis.
GUACUUUACGUAGACAAUCCUGUAGGUACUGGUUUCAGUUACACCGACGGAGGUUUUACGAGCUAUUUCCGGAACUCCGGGAUACGGAUUUAUUCAUUGCCGGAGAAUCAUAUGCCGGCAAAUUUGUGCCCGCCAUUGCGUACCAUAUCCACCAGAACAAUAAAAUGUCUAACAUAAUAAACUUGAAAGGCUUGGCAAUUGGCGAUGGCUUGAGCGAUCCUAAAACCCAGCUAGUCUAUAGCGAUCAGCUUUACCAUUUCGGUCUGGUGGACGAAAAUGGACGAGAAAUCAUAAAAGAAUAUGAACGGAGGUAUUUGGACGCUAUAGAAAACGAAGAUUUCGUUACUGCAUUCAUGUUUUUUGCUGAAUUAAUGUUCGGUACUGCUUCUGGUAGUGCAGUAUUUCAAACAAUAACAGGGUAUUCGUCUUGGUACAAUUUACUUCAGCAAACCAUCUCAAUAAAUUUCACAAACAUUAAUUUGUUCCUACAAGAUGAAGUCGUAAGAGAAGCCAUCCACGUGGGCAACAACACCUUCAACGCUUUUAAUAUAGAAGUGCUCGAACAUUUUGCAUCCGAUUUCAUGCAAAGUGUUUCGGAUUUAGUGGAAGAGCUACUAGAAGAAUAUCCAGUUUUAAUUUACUCGGGGCACUUGGAUAUUAUAGUGCCUUAUCCUCAAACCGUAAAAUACCUUUCGAGUUUAAACUUCACAGGAGCUGAAGAAUACUCAAAUGCGGAAAGGAAAAUGCUAAUGUGUGACGAUAACUUGGCUGCGUACGUCAAAAGGGGAGGGAAUUUAACAGAGGUAAUGGUACUAAAUGCAGGACAUUAUGUGCUCCUUGAUCAGCCGAGGGCAAAAGGGAAAACGAACACUUUCCGUCGGGAAACGAGUUUACCGAUGGGUUAA